AAAGAAAAGUAAAAAAGAAGAAAUAAAAAUAUGAUUUUUUUUCCUCAUAUCUUUCUUCUCUUUUCCAUCUUGAUCACCACUCUUCUGUUGCUUGUCUGGUCUGUCUCAUAGACUUCUUACACCAAAAGAAAAGAAAAGAAAAGAGGAAAAUCCAAAAUUUAAAAAGGUUUUUCAAUAUCAUCAAUUUGGUUGUAAUGGGCAUUACCCAAAAUCAAUCAAUUAUGUGGUGGCUUCUUUGGGGUUUUUUAAGUCUUUGGUCAGAGAGAGUUUCAUACAAGGACUUAAGACUCCCACCAUUAAACCUAAUCCCUUUGCCUUCUUCUCUUCCUUCUUCUCUUCUCUCUCUCUUUCCUCUUUCUCGUGGUGUGACCUUUUGAAUCUGCGAUUCUCAAAUUUUCACCAUGAAAGAGGAUAAUUUCGUCUCCUCUGCUUCCGAUCCCAUGAUCAGAUUGAAAAAGGACUUGGAAGUUAAAAGAAGGAAAUUGGAGAUGUUGAAACAAAAACGAUCGACUCUCAAAGCAGAAGUUAGGUUCUUGAGACGUAGAUAUGAACACUUGAAGCCAGACCAAACUCUUGAAACAUCUUCGGAGGUUUUGAGAUUGUCAGAACCAGGGGGUUCAGAGGUCCCUAGUAAACCAAGUGGCCAAAGAAAGAAGAAACACUCUGGUGUGAGAGCGUCUGUGAAACAGAACAGUCUAAUUUGCAAUGAGAAGGAAGCAUUUGGUAAUAAUGCAAGUUGUGACUUGGAAAAGAAGCUUAAAAGGAGCAGAGACAACGAUAUUUUGACAAAUUCCGUUGCACUUCCUGACCUUAACGGAGAGGGAAACACUUCUGUGCCCAACAAAGUCCCAGGCUUCGACCUAAACCAGAUCUCGAGAGAAGAAGAGGAGCCGGAAGCUAAUGGUCAACAUAUGGUUGCGGGAGCAAUGAAGAAUGCAAUGCUUGGUAACAGAAUCAGUGAUCUACAUGACAAGAGACAGUUACCGAUCUGCGGAGAUGUGGAGAAAAAGUUAAAUAGAGGUGUGAAGAGGAAGGUGUCAUGGCAAGAUCCAGUGGCUUUAAGUGUUUAAGGUUCUUAGUAUGUAUGUAGGAUUGAGAUUUGAGAUAAUGGUAUGACCCAAUAUGCACAUAUGCUGCUUUACAAGUAUAUAUAGAUAGAAGGUUUGAUUUGAUGACUUAGAAAGUCACUACUUCCAGAGGAAAACAUUUGCAUAACUCUUGUCAUAAGUGACAACAUUAUCCUUCAAUCCCAGUUUGAUGAUUACAGAA
This is a messenger RNA of Capsella rubella, 1269 nucleotides long. RefSeq lists its product as uncharacterized. NCBI's taxonomy places the organism in Eukaryota, Viridiplantae, Streptophyta, Magnoliopsida, Brassicales, Brassicaceae. Bases 402 to 1070 code for a protein of 222 amino acids. The record is from RefSeq and is a predicted model, not a curated record. The transcript is spliced from 4 exons.